AUGGCGCUAACCCGGAAGUCUAAUGGUCCACUUCCAUCUGUGCUAGUGGUGGAGCUCUUCCUUCAGUCAUCACGAUCUUCAGCUAUUGUGAUUGCACAAUUUUUGCAUUGGCUCCUAAGCUUCCUCGUAGGACUGAUUUUCCUUUUCAUAGAGAAACAUAUUGGGUCCUAUAGCUUACUCUUUUUCUGUCCACUUGGUUUCGCCAUCUUUGUUUAUAUAUUCAAGUUCAUUCCAGAAACCAGAAACAGAACCUUUGUGGAAAUCAGGGGGAAAGUGAACACCCGGAAUCCCAGGAGGGUACAUUUCAAGAUGCCAUCGCCCAAGUAG
This is a messenger RNA of Podarcis muralis (Common wall lizard), 327 nucleotides long. Lineage: Eukaryota; Metazoa; Chordata; Lepidosauria; Squamata; Lacertidae. The record is from RefSeq and is a predicted model, not a curated record.